CUCCAGGCAGGGAAUGGCCACACUCUAUUUGAGCAUGCUCCCCUGGACCUCACCAUUGUCCUGUGUUGCAUCCAGCUGGCCCAGGGGAAGCUGUCUACGGAGCAACUGACAGACCAAGUCCUCAGUCUCGUCUCCACCCACUCGCCUCGCCACCUCAGCGAGCUCUCCCUGGGUGUGGAGCAGCGGGGGGACUCCCGGCCGUCAGCCGAGAUCGUCCGGAUGAUGCAGCGGCUCUCAGACAGAGCCAAGCAUGCCCAGCACUGCUGCAGCUGCAUCACCACCUGCUUCAAAGUCGCAGUGGUCAGUAAUACUCUUACCUACUCU
Geodia barretti is the source of this 324-nucleotide messenger RNA. The record is from the annotation of a GenBank genome assembly. Lineage: Eukaryota; Metazoa; Porifera; Demospongiae; Tetractinellida; Geodiidae.